CCAUAGGUGGGGUGCCAAACCCAACUCCCUUCUGCAUUCCUCCCCCGAUCAUCCCGAAACAACUAUGAGAACAGUUCAUCUUCUCUUCUUCUUGUAUGCCUUCAUUGCACUUGCUGCCACUUUCUCUCUCCGUUUUCAAGCUCACGCUGCUCCUGCAGGUCCAUUGAUUAAGCAUCUGUCUUCACUUAUCAAAUGGACAAGGUCUGCCUCCAAGACCCCACACUCAGAUGAGAAUGUUCUUCAGUUUGAGAAUGGUUAUGUAGUUGAGACUGUUGUCGAAGGAAACGAGAUUGGUGUCAUCCCUUAUAGGAUUCGUGUCUCCGAGGAAGAUGGUGAACUCCUUUCUGUUGAUGAAACUAAUAGCAACGUCGUUCGAAUUACCCUGCCAUUGUCCCAAUAUAGUAGAGGAAGAUUGGUUGCUGGGUCAUUUCAGGGCUACACUGGUCAUGUGGAUGGAAAACCAAAUGAUGCUCGUUUUAAUCAUCCCAAAGGCAUAGCCAUGGAUGAUAAAGGAAAUACUUACGUUGCUGACAUUCAGAAUAUGGCUAUCAGAAAGAUUGGAGAUGCUGGUGUGACAACCAUUGCUGGAGGAAAGUCAAAUGUUGCAGGCUAUAGGGACGGUCCUAGUGAGGAUGCUAAGUUCUCCAAUGAUUUUGAUGUGGUAUAUGUUCGGCCCACCUGUUCUUUGUUGGUUAUUGACAGAGGAAAUGCUGCUCUGCGAAAAAUUUCUCUUGACCAGGAGGACUGUGAUUAUCAAUCUAGUUCAAUUUCCAGUACAGAUAUCCUUACAGUUAUUGGUGCUGUUAUGGUAGGAUAUGCUACAUGCAUGCUUCAGCAGGGAUUCGGAUUGCCUUUCUUCUCAAAAACAAAACCUUCAGCGAGUGAGUUUAAAGAGCAAGUAAGCAGUGAGAAACACAUGCCAUUCCUGGAAAGCAGUAAAGAGGAGCCAGGAUGGCCGUCUUUUGGACAGCUUAUCGUUGAUCUUUCUAAGCUCUCUCUUGAAGCACUGGCUAGAGCGUUCGCUCAAGUCAUACCCUCACACUUGAUCUCUGGAAGCCCCAAGAGAGGCCUAACACCACUAAAUGAUCGUUUUCUGAUGCCGGAAGAUCAAGUGUUGGUGAAUAGGAAAACCACUCCUGCUCCUCUUAUCGAGAAUAGGCAUGUGCCACAGGUCCAUCACACUCCACGCACAGCAGAGAAAUAUUCAGAAAUAAAGCCUCCAAAGAUAAAAUCAAGCAGUUUCAAGGACCCCUCUCUGUCGAGUAAGCACCGUUCUUCAAAACGACCUGAGUUCUACGGAUCUACUGAGAUUCCACCAUAUACUAAAUCUAAGAGCCAGAAAGAAAGGCCAAGACACCGGCAACGGGAAAAGAGCGGAGAAGUUGUCUUUGGAGCAGAGCCUAAACCUGUUGAGACGAAGGCUGUUGAUCAGAGCGCUACAAAGUUUGACCAUUACAAUAUGAGGGCUAAGUAUGUAUCUGGGGAGUCCUAUCGGUUCAACUCGCAGUAACAAGUUUUGCAUGAUUUAAUGUUCUUCUCAAUUAUAUUGAAUGUCUGCAAGUGCAUCUGUUUGAAGUUGGUCUGUAAUUGAAUCUGUAUUAUAUGCAAAAAAUCUGUGCUUAGUACAGGUGGGAAGAUAAAAAACAAUCUAGAUGUUUGCUAUUUGCACCAA
This is a messenger RNA of Lotus japonicus, 1672 nucleotides long. RefSeq lists its product as uncharacterized. The transcript has 7 exons. Bases 65 to 1510 code for a protein of 481 amino acids. The record is from RefSeq and is a predicted model, not a curated record. Lineage: Eukaryota; Viridiplantae; Streptophyta; Magnoliopsida; Fabales; Fabaceae.